This is a messenger RNA of Esox lucius (northern pike), 1991 nucleotides long. RefSeq names its product zinc finger protein 414 (gene znf414). Bases 209 to 1576 code for a protein of 455 amino acids. NCBI's taxonomy places the organism in Eukaryota, Metazoa, Chordata, Actinopteri, Esociformes, Esocidae. The record is from RefSeq and is a predicted model, not a curated record. The transcript has 7 exons.
UCCUCCAGAUACCGGAAACAAAAACACGGAACAACCCCUCGUAAAAAAAUAAAAAGCUUUACGCGUAUGAUUUGCUUCUAUUGUUAAAUUGGCAAGGGUUAGAUUGAAAAUACUAAUUUCAAAUGGGCUAUGGUAGUCUGAACUAAAGAGACUGUUAUCGACUGCUCCUCGUCACCUUCCUACUUACCUUGUCACCAACACCGCCAUUAUGUCUACAGGCAUGGCUUCUCAACUGCAGCCCUCUAGCAACACAAACCAAGGCCAGAGAAUGAACUGCCCGCUGUACGGCUGCCAGCGGAUCUAUGCCGACGGCGACAGCCUCGGCAGACACAUCCAGGACCACCAGAAACACAUGCCCACGCAGUCCCUCCCAGGGAAGGGCUUCCUUUGCUCCUCAAUCGGAUGCAACGGCUCCUUUCCCAGCAUGCAGCAGCUCAUGGAGCACAUGAGGCAGCACCACAAGCCCAACACAUACUUCCUGUGUGAGAGUUGUCGGUCCAGGCUGCGCUCCUACCGCGCCCUCCUCAAACAUCUCCACACCUGUGCCAAGGUGGCCAAGAGCAAGGCCAAAGCUGGCCAGGUCGCAGAGUUCAAGCCUGACCCCGACGGCACUGUUCCCAUGGCUACAGAACCCUCUGGUACUGACCAGGGGCCCCCACAAGAGCCCAUGGAGUCUGAUUCCUCUCAUCCUGCUGGUGGUUCCAGUGGGUUUGACCUGGCCUCACAUCCUGCUGGUGGGUCCAGUGGGUUUGAUCUGGCCUCACAUCCUGCUGGUGGGUCCAGUGGGUUUGAUCUGGCCACACAUCCUGCUGGUGGGUCCAGUGGGUUUGAUCUGGCCACACAUCCUGCUGGUGGGUCCAGUGGGUUUGAUCUGGCCUCACAUCCUGCUGGUGGGUCCAGUGGGUUUGAUCUAGCCUCACAUCCUGCUGGUGGGUCCAGUGGGUUUGAUCUAGCCUCACAUCCUGCUGGGGGGUCCAGUGGGUUUGAUCUGGCCUCAACCACGACCCAAUUCCAACCUCAGCCCUCGGGAGAUGCUUCUCUCCUUGCCCUGGACCCCUCCUCUUCUACCUUCCACCCUGGGGCAUCAGUCGCCCAGCCGUCCGGCCCGUCGGACCAGCUCCAAGUCUCUGACGGCCCCUAUGGCUCCUUCUCCCAGUACCUCCAGUCUCCCCUGGAGGUCUCUGCUCCCGAGCUACAACAGACACACCACCACCUCCUCCAACCGUCACCGAUGGAGCACCCCCACCCGAGAGCCCCCAGGCCCGGCCUUGCUGCCACCUCCUCCCCUCUGCCCCAGACCGGUACCCCAGCCAGGUCCAACGCACGCUGGAGGAAGAAUCAAGGUCAGUCCUUCAACAGUCGCAUUCUGUGGAAGCACACCAGGGGGCGCUACAGCUGUGUCCAGUGUGGCCACUCCACCGCCAACAGGAAGGAGAUGACUGCUCACAUCAAGGGCCAGCACAAGAGCCCAGCAACCGCCAAGCCCACCAACGACACCGAAGGCGGAGAAGCCCCGCGCACCUCACAAACUAAGGCAUCGUCAGAAACAGAGUCCUCCACCUACACCCAGCUGUGACUACGGAGGGUCCUCCACCUACACCCAGCUGGGACUAUCGAGGGUCCUCCACCUACACCCAGCUGGGACUACGGAGGGUCCUCCACCUACACCCAGCUGGGACUAUGGAGGGUCCUCCACCUACACCCAGCUGGGACUAUCGAGGGUCCUCCACCUACACCCAGCUGGGACUAUCGAGGGUCCUCCACCUACACCCAGCUGGGACUAUCGAGGGUCCUCCACCUACACCCAGCUGGGACUAUCGAGGGUCCUCCACCUACACCCAGCUGGGACUAUCGAGGGUUAUUCUCUGCAUUCAAAAUGUACUCCCCUAUUUUGUAUUGUGUGAGGAGUGUAACUAGCAUAAUUGAAAUGUCAAAUUAUAUAAUUUCCACUGGAAAUUGAAUUUAAAUAAACAUUUAUGACCAGUGUUCAA